AUGGCCGUGAAGAAAACAAAGAAAUCCGCCGAAUCAAUUAACUCACGUCUCGCUCUUGUUAUGAAGAGUGGACAAUAUAAACUGGGAUAUAAGAGUACGCUUAAAACUUUGCGUCAAGGAAAAGCUAAACUUGUAAUUAUCUCUGCCAACUGUCCACCAUUGAGGAAGCAUGAAUUAGAGUAUUAUGCAAUGCUUUCAAAAACUCCUGUACAUCAUUAUUCCGGAAACAAUAUUGAUCUUGGUACCGCCUGUGGUAAAUAUUUCCGCGUGGGGGUUUUGAGCAUCACUGAUCCAGGCGAUUCGGAUAUUCUUUCAUCCUCCAACUAG
Molecule: messenger RNA, 327 nt
Organism: Acaulospora morrowiae
Lineage: Eukaryota; Fungi; Glomeromycota; Glomeromycetes; Diversisporales; Acaulosporaceae
Source: the annotation of a GenBank genome assembly